AUGAACCCCAUGCGGAUCACAAGCAGACAUUUUUUACUAAAAUGGCUGAACAGCGUUGAGGUUCCCAUACAAAAAAUUGAAGACAUAGGAAAAGGAGUGGCACUCUGCACUCUAAUGAAGAAAUUGGACCAGGAGUUCCCAGCAUUUAAGAAAGAACCCUGGAAUGAAAAUGACUACAUGCACAAUCUCAAACUGGUGCAGAUGUUCUUGUCUAAGAAGGGAGUUAAAAUGUACUUUCCAAUUGAGAAAAUGAUAAAGCUGAAAAUGCAAGACAACCUUGAAGUUAUUCAGAACAUUUACAAAUUUGUAGUGAGGGAAAACCCGGCUCUGGGAUUAAAUGAAUAUGGCCCAGAUAGGAAACCUUGCGAAAGUGAAGCAAAUGAAACACAAACCAACACUUCAGUCGAAAAAAGAACACACCUCAACAAUCCAUCCCCUCGAAGACUUCAAAUGGAAGUGAAGGAGAAGCAAAACGAUAUAGAAAAAGCUCAAGGAAUGCAUAGCAGUAAUUCAAAAUGA
Molecule: messenger RNA, 519 nt
Organism: Vittaforma corneae ATCC 50505
Lineage: Eukaryota; Fungi; Microsporidia; Nosematidae
Exons: 1
Coding region: 1-519 (172 amino acids)
Biological process (GO): protein localization to microtubule plus-end; spindle assembly; regulation of microtubule polymerization or depolymerization
Cellular component (GO): microtubule plus-end; microtubule organizing center; spindle midzone
Molecular function (GO): microtubule plus-end binding
Source: RefSeq, a predicted model, not a curated record